Rhipicephalus microplus (southern cattle tick) is the source of this 629-nucleotide messenger RNA. RefSeq names its product ribosomal protein L18A (gene RpL18A). Gene Ontology annotation, cellular component: ribosome. Gene Ontology annotation, molecular function: structural constituent of ribosome. The record is from RefSeq and is a predicted model, not a curated record. NCBI's taxonomy places the organism in Eukaryota, Metazoa, Arthropoda, Arachnida, Ixodida, Ixodidae. Gene Ontology annotation, biological process: translation.
UAGUUGCUGCGAGACCACUACAAUUCCUUUCUGUGCACACCGCCAGCAAAAUGAAGGCCAGCGGUUUGCUUAAGCAGUAUGAAAUCAUCGGGCGGCAUCUGCCAACCGAAAAGAACAAGUACCCCGCCCUGUACAAGAUGAUGAUCUUCGCUCCUGACAAGGUAGUUGCCAAGUCCCGCUACUGGUACUUCACCCGCAAGCUGAAGAAAAUGAAGAAGACGAACUCUGAGAUCGUCUCCAUUCGUCGGAUUUACGACAAGACUCCGAUGAAAGUCAAGAACUUCGGCGUGUGGCUGCGGUACAACUCCCGUAGUGGCACCCACAACAUGUACCGGGAGUACCGGGACAUGACGGUGUCCGCUGCUGUCACCCAGUGCUAUCGUGACAUGGGUGCUCGACACAGCGCCCGGGCUUCCUCGAUUCAGAUAAUCCGUGUUGAAGAGAUCCCAGCCAACAAGUGUCGGCGACCCCACGUCAAGCAGUUCCACGACAGCAAAAUCAAGUUCCCCCUGCCGUCGAGGAUCAACCGGAACUUCCAUGCCCCCAGGUUCACAACAGUGCGACCACAGGCAAAGUUCUAGACUCCCCAAGCUUCAAAGGGUUCCCAAUAAACUGCUGUUGGCCCGUAA